GAAUUAAGUAAAUUGGAAAAUCAUCUUGGCAGUGGAGCGGAAGGCGGCGGCAGCUGAACGACUGCAAGAGCGAAAAUUCCGACGAUUCGAAGGGGAAGAAGCCGGAGAUGGAGGCUGGACAGGCGGCGGAUCAGCGAGGGCUUCCGCUGUCAGAGGUGGUUAACGACUGCGUACACCGCUGGUUCCAAGACACGCUCAAGGAGGCCAAAACUGGCGAUAUCAAUAUGCAGGUGCUCGUCGGCCAGAUGUAUAAUUGUGGCUAUGGCAUCUCCAAAGACGCUAACAAGGGGAAGAUUUGGAUACGUAGGGCUUCCAGAGUCAGGUCUUCGGUCUGGAAAGUUUGCAAUAAACGACCCGGUUAUACUGCGAGUGAUUCAGAUUCUGAUUCAGAGUCAGGUUCAGAUACAGAUUAAUUGGUGGGUGAUUCUUGAUCCAGCCAGCUAUGUGCUUUGUUAAUCAACUUGAAGGGUGAUGAAGAUGUUGAUGCGCUAAAUUUAUUGGUUGUGUGUGCUUGAUGGCAUCCUUAGCUCGAAUAUCCUUGUUAAAGUUGCUGCCAAAAGGGUGUUAGUGUUUCUGUGGACUCAUAUGUACUUUUAAUUCAUGUGAUCAUGUCAAAUUAUUAAUUUAGCACAUGUUUUAAUAUGCUUGAACAAAAAGAUAACUUUAGUUAAAUGUACUCUGUUAUUCUUAA
Messenger RNA from Salvia hispanica, 691 nucleotides. RefSeq lists its product as uncharacterized. Gene Ontology annotation, molecular function: protein binding. NCBI's taxonomy places the organism in Eukaryota, Viridiplantae, Streptophyta, Magnoliopsida, Lamiales, Lamiaceae. The record is from RefSeq and is a predicted model, not a curated record.